This is a messenger RNA of Formica exsecta, 3311 nucleotides long. RefSeq names its product GTP-binding protein Di-Ras2. The coding region runs from base 675 to 1478 and encodes 267 amino acids. Gene Ontology annotation, molecular function: lipase activity; GTPase activity; GTP binding. The record is from RefSeq and is a predicted model, not a curated record. The transcript is spliced from 8 exons. Lineage: Eukaryota; Metazoa; Arthropoda; Insecta; Hymenoptera; Formicidae.
UUGAAAGUGACUCGGCCCGACUCGCAGUAGUCGACAUCAAGCGCUUCGCCGACACGGUCAGUGCCGUCUCGUCGUCGGAUCGAGGACGAACCCGCGUUCCCGCUCGUCGUGGUCGCGCCACGUUUUCGGCAUAUCACAUUCCGAGGAAGUCCCGGACGAACGCGUCCUUUUCCCGUCCCGGAUCAAGUUUCUCGACGGAACGUUUUGCAUUUAAAGGAUUAAAAUUCAAACGAUCGACCAAGAUAGAAGAUAUAAAUGAGAAGAAGACGCAGAAGCUGCUGAUUACGCAAAGCAUAUUACGACAUAAUGGAGUUUUAAUUCGAGUCGCGGACCGGGCGGACAGUCGCAAUUUCCCCGAGGAAGAUGCAAGAUCCCCCAGGAUCGCAGCGUAAACGGGGUAAGUGAAUGGAGAAGUCGACGACGGGCAACGUCGUCGGGCGAAAAAACGCGAUCGUCUCGAAGCGGUUGAUCGUGGUUGAUCGAUCCCGAUCAAGAGCGACUACCACCAUCGACUCGUUCCUGACCGCGGGGUCUAGGUCAGGAACCGCCGCGGGGAAUCAAAUUAGUAUCCUUCGGACGAAGGAAGAGCGCCGGGUGGUGGGACGGGUGAGCUGCAGCAUUCUCGCGGUCGUGCUCGAGAUCACCGCCAAACGGAGUUCGACCAAACGCAGAACAUGGCCGAUCUCGAGAGGAUCAGGCUGGUGGUGCUCGGCGGUGCCGGGGUCGGCAAAAGCGCCAUUAUACGCCGAUUGCUCGGCCAGGGUUUCAGCGAGCGAUACCGGCCCACCGUGGAGGAUCUGUACUCGCGGGAAUGCGUCCUCGGCACCCUGACCCUCAAGGUCGAUCUUUUGGAUACCGCGGGUGACCUGCAGUUUCCCGCGAUGAGACGGUUGAGCAUAGCCACCGCCCACGCAUUCUUGCUCGUGUACGCAACAACAUCGUUACCGAGCUUUGAGUGCGUGAAACGUUGCUUCGAAGAAGUGAGAGAACAACGACCCGAUUUUCAGGAAGUACCGAUAGUCGUCGCCGGGAACAAGCUCGACCUGGCGCCGGCCCGAAGGGAAGUACCCAUCGAGGAUGUAAGCGAGUGGCUGUUUUGCGAAUUACCCAAGUUACGCGCUAAAGUGAUGGAAUGCUCGGCAAAAGACGAUUAUAACAUUAAGGAUAUAUUCAGGUGUUUCGUCACGCUUUCCAGAAUUGUGCCGAAAAAUCCCACCGGCGAGGUCGACGAGUCGGGACUCAGGAGGAGAUGUUCGGCAUACGGAUCUCGCAGGUCCGGCAGUCCUAGCGGCAGGACCGGCAGCGCGGGUCCCGGUGGAAAUCCUCAGCAAGUAGUCGCAGCUCAGGGCUCCAGCGUCGUCGCUGUCACCGAGGAGGUGAAGAGCAAGCCGCGUAGUCGCAGCCUGAUCAGACGCGCCUCGAGAAAGACGAAACAACAGAUCAGGGAUGCCCACGCUGACGAUUGCAACAUUUCCUAAAGCCCGAUCAUACCUAAUAAGAAUCGAGGAAGAAAUGGUAACUUUCGUCGCGGAGCAGGAGAUCGGGAUCAGGUUCCGAUUAUUGCAAUGGGAAACGCGUUUUCGAGUCAAGUAAACGUAAGUGCAUUAAACGUAAGACUCGAGGUUGCGCCCGCGAUAUUUGCAAGAAAGCGAUUUACGGCAAAUAAAAUCUUUUUACGGCUGCUAGACGACGCGGAUCAACAUUUACUUAUACUUGCUUAUUCCGCGUUGAUUUACGAGACUUUGAAAGCAAGAGAGAAGUAAACAGUAAGCCGAUAAAGUGACUAUAGCUCUAAAAAGAGUCUAGUUUGAGAAGCUCGAGAAGGUAUAAACCGUCACGUCGACUUCGUAGAAUACGUAUCAGAAAAUGUGUGUAUCGAUAGCAAGAUUAUUAUUAUCAAAUCCUGAGUUUCAGAUUGACUUUUUUCUUUAACAAAAUUAAAUGCCCAAAUAUUAAAUAUUCGAUACAAAAUUCUUUUACUUAAAUAAUAUUAAGUUUUAAUGUUUAAAUGUAUUGUAAGUAAGUAAAGCAUUAAAUUUUUAUUAAAGAAAAAGAUGAAUGCAAUUAUAUGAAAAAAAAAGAAUCUGUAAUCGAUAUACAUUUCUUUUGGAACAUCUUAUAUAUAGAUACAUUAACGAUGUGAACGUGGAAUUGAUCUUUUAUGACGGAUAUAUAAUUUUUUCAACGAAUGAAUAAACUCUUAUAUUUCUUGAUGUAAAUAUUUAUGAUUAUUCAAAUGAUAAAAGACUCCAUUAUAUAUUCAAAAAUCAUAUUUUCGUGUGGCAAGAGGAGCAAUUUUAACAAUUAAGCAACAUUUUCUCACGAUUAUUAUUUUUGCAUUAUUUUGCAUUCUCAGAGCAUCCCAAAAUAUAUGAUACAAAGGCAAUAUAGAAUUAUUGCACAUAGAAAAGUUUGUUUAAUAUAAGAUACAUGUUGAAUGUUUAUAUUCACACACACACACACACAACAUAUAUAAAACAGACAUAUCAUUUUCUUUCUCCAAUUUAAAUAUUUCCUAGAAAUUUUAAAAGAUUCUAUUGAAUGUGCACUAAUUAAUCGCAUAAGAACUUAUAUAUAAAAGCGUUGUUUUACCUUCGGAAAAUGAAAGCGCUUGUAAAGUGCGAGAUUCGUUCAAAAGACUCGUAAAAUUAUAAGAGAAAAAAAAGAGAAAAAGAAAAAGACAAAAUAAGAAUAUAUGAAAUAACAAAAGUGUUAUAAUAUUAAACAAAUAUUAUGAAAGUAGUCUCAAAAAAUCAUACGAAAAGAUAAAAAAAAAAUUUUUGUAAAUUUUGAAUAUCUGACGAGAUCGUACUAAUAAGACAAAAGUGAGAAUAAAGUCGAUAACGCCAAUUUAAAGUACGGCUUUUUGAAAAAAAAUCUAGCCUUUCUCACACACACAGUUACUCAAGAAAAAAACAAGAUAUUUUUAAUAUUUUCUCAAUAUUCUGUUCGAAAUUGCAAUAAACAAUUGGCAAGACAUUAUGUGUGUGACAAAACGUUAAUCAUUAUCUAAAAUAAUUAUCAACAAAAAUGUUUAAUAAUAUCUGGCAAAAUUAAAAUCAAUUUAAAUGUCAAUUAGGCACACAGAAGUUUUGUAACACAUGCUACACUUACGAUUAGAUAUGUACGCUUGGACGACCAUUUUAAAGAUUCAGAGAUGCAAUUUUAAAACCUUUUAUCUCACGCGAUGCACAUUCAUAAUUGUUGUGUAAAUAUCAAUUUUAUUUGUGUCACAAGAAAUUUCAGGCACGCGAACAACGCCGAUAUGCAAAAAGAAAAUUGUUUGCAAAUAACAAAUUAUAAUCUACAAA